Molecule: messenger RNA, 2787 nt
Organism: Exophiala dermatitidis NIH/UT8656
Lineage: Eukaryota; Fungi; Ascomycota; Eurotiomycetes; Chaetothyriales; Herpotrichiellaceae
Product: fatty-acyl-CoA synthase
Exons: 4
Coding region: 594-2657 (687 amino acids)
Molecular function (GO): long-chain fatty acid transmembrane transporter activity; long-chain fatty acid-CoA ligase activity
Source: RefSeq, a predicted model, not a curated record
CGAGGAUCCCGUGGUCACUCUACGAAUCCGAGCUCUUCUUUUCAGGGGUACUGCUCAAUCAUGAGCAUAGAGCGUCAGCGGUAUUCUACUGCAUGGACCGAUCUCGAGAUAUUGGUUUCACCCCCAGCGAAGUCCGAAAGUCGUGUCGUCCUAGAGACUAUUUGAUUGCGACGAAACGAUUGGGUAGCAUCCUGCUGUGCACCGCUCCGGGAAACGAUUGAUCGCUUAGACCUGUGUGGCCUGAGACAAUACCGAGGCACUGCCCCAGAAGACAGCGAGGUUUCCUGGGCUUGUCCCGCGGGUUUACCCCAAUCACUCCGGAUUCGAGUGACCUUUGGCCAUGCUUAACCACGGCUAUCUAUCUGUGUUACGCUCGAAUUCCCCACACAAGAAGCAACAUGGACUCCAGACCGCGGCACCUUUCCACCAAUGUUGUUAGGCGGUACUACUUUGGGAAUUUGGUCUACACCCAUGGAGGCAUGUUCUGGGCCAUCAAUAUAGCACACGGAGCUUCCUAUGGUAAGUAAGUGAGGCAGCAGAGUUAAGAUCUUGAGACGACAUCGCGUUCACAACCUGGUUACGGCUCGUUAAUCAUGUCAUUGCUCCCUGCUGCGGCCGCUGCGGCAGCCGCCGUGGUGUCCGGCAUGUAUCUGGAUGCCAAAUACUCGAUUGGCAGCGACAUUGCUCAGAUGCGUGGAGCCAAGCGGAUGCAGAAGCACGUUGAGAAUCUGUACAAGGAGCACGGCGAAGACGACUGGUCAUUCUACCACGUGCUUCACUGCACAUACGACAUCAACCACCACGACAACAAUGCAGAGGCUGUGGUCUUCGAAAACCGGAGUUGGACCUACCGACGUCUCCGGGAGGAAGUUGGACGAUGGGCCGAAACGCUGCAGCGGCUGGGAGUGCGCAACCGCAUGGUGGUCGGCUUGUUCAUCAACAACUCGCCCGAAUUCAUCUUCACCUGGUGGGCACUGUACAAGCUGGGUGCGAUCCCGGCGCCCAUCAACACUUCCGUCACUGGUGACCAUAUCAAACACUGUCUCAAGGUCAGCGAGGCCGAACUGCUCAUCACCAGCUACGAAUUGGCGGCAAUCAUAAUGCAGACUUUCAACUUGACCAGCAGCGGUUUUGACGGCAACCCUUCCUGUCCACGGGUCAAGCAGUUGGUUUUGUAUGAUCACAACACUUAUCCACCACUGGAUCAAUGGCCUUCAGGGCCAGGCAUUUUGUCAGUGCGACACGACGAACUGCCUCCGGUGAUGCCGGAAAUGGGUGACUUCCCCAAGGCCACCAGGCCCAAGGUGCACCAUACCGACGCUUCGCAAUAUUUGUUUACGUCCGGCACGACGGGACUCCCAAAAGCUUUGAUCUGGCCUGCCGGGUAUAGCUUGUCAUCGACGUGUCCGACUAGAUGGCCUGGAAUGCAGAACAAGAAACGUCGCUUUUAUGUUUGCUUGCCCAUGUUUCAUGGUACUGCGACAUUCGCCGCUCUUCCCGCAACACACGCAACGUCGGGGACCAUGAUUUUUGCACGUCGCUUUUCCCGCCGCGAGUUCUGGGCUGACGUCCGUCGCUCUCGAGCCAAUGCCAUCUUGUACAUCGGUGAGAUGCUACGAUAUCUCGUCCAGUCACCGCCAGAUCCUCGGUUCCAAGACGAGAAAGACCAUGACGUGGAUCUGGCAUUCGGACUCGGGCUAUCACCUACCGUCUGGCGGGCCGUACGAGAAAGGUUCGGGAUUCCCUGGAUCGUCGAGUACUAUUCGGCCAGUGAGGCGACCACGUCACUUGUCAACUCGAACAUGAACGAUUAUGGGGUCGGCAAAGUCGCCCACUGGGGCCCUCUGAUGCGCAAUUUCGGCCAGGAUUCGUUUUAUAUUGUUCGAACUGAUUUGGAAAGCGGGGAGAUCUUGCGGGAUCCCAAGACCGGGUUUUGUAUGAAAACCAAAGCUGGCGAGGUCGGUGAGUCGAUCUGCAGAAUCACGCCGCCGUUCCAACGGAGACACGACUAUGUUGGUGAAGGUGGGAAGGAAGCCACAGACAAGAAGGUGUUGAGAGAUGUGUUUAGGAAGGGUGAUGAGUUUUUCAGGCUGGGCGACGCCUUGGUUAUAGACAAAGAAGGUUUCAUAUCCUUCCAUGACAGACUAGGCGACACCUACCGCGCCAAAGGGCACAACAUUUCCACGACUGAAGUCGAAAGCUGCUUCAGCCGCCAUCCGAACAUUGCCUCGGUUAAUGUCUAUGCCAUCCCGAUGAACAGGUAUGGCUACGACGGUCAAUUGGGCUGUGCCGCCAUCACCUUUACUUCGGACAGCAAUUCCGAAACGCCCACGGCGGUCGAAAAGGAAACCGUAGCCCAGCUGGAAAAAUGGGCCACCACCAACGAAAGCGCCGCUUUGCCCUCGUACGCCGUGCCGCGGUUCCUGCGUGUGUUGGUGUCCACGCAGUCUGCGACGAAAGAUGUUGCUGCGGAUGCCGAGCCAGAUAGAGUUUCGCCGAUCAUGAAGAAGUUGAAAACUGGACUUCGUCAAGAAGGCUUCUCUUUACCUCCUGGUAGUAAGGAUAGAAUCUAUUGGAUCGAAAAAGAAGGCUCUGGGUAUGUUCCGUUGACGAAGGAGGCGGAGCAGCUUUUGUUGUCGGGUAAGGCUAGGUUAUAGAUAUGUCAGCGGAUGAGCGCGGGUGGUCGAGAUAGAGAAAGAGAAAGAUAGAAAAGAAACACUAUGCAAGAUGUAAUCUCAAGAGUGGUUCACUGUCCUGAGGGAUCAUUGAAUCCUUGUUGUUGUCCUC